UAAAUGCGGUUUUGCAAUAAAAUCGUAACAGAAACUGCCAGUGAAUUCCACCAAAACUUCUGGCUUUCGGACCAUCAACAGGUUUAGGAAACAAUGGACACCGUCCCUACCGUGGACCAGUCGCCUUCGCCUGCAGAACUACUCGCGGCUCGCCGUGAAGCGCGGAGGAAGAAAAUUUUGGAAAACUCCAAUAAUCGCUUGUCCAAAAUCGUUGGUCGAAACUCGCCACUAACAACGUCAUCAUCAGACGCAGCAAACGACGAUGAGCCCACUUUUCCACAGCCAGAAAGCAUCAUUUACCCCGACCCGGAAGACGAACGUGUGGUGUACGAAAACACUGAGCAUGACCCCUUCCAAGCUUCUACCGAGCAGCAGGAUUUUUCCGCCAUGAAUGGCUUGAUGAAUGGCCAGAAUGGUGAUAUUUUUCAGCUGCUUAACCGCCUCAACCAAAGGCAAGGGAACGAAGGGCAGAGCAUGGGUAACGCGGGUGCUCCUCCUGUGCAGCACGUUCGUUUACGGCGAAUUCUUCACACUAAAGUGCACCUCAUGGUAGCGGCUGUUAUCGUCUACUUACUUUUUGCAACGGGUAGCGAACGGUUCAUUGGUGGUAGCGUGUUUUUGCCCCUGCUUGCCUGGGAAGUGAUUGAGCUCCUGACGCUCGGCAGCUCGGACACGAACGUCGGUGGUCCCCUACUUAGUUUAGUGCUAAUGUUCGGGGGCAUUCCUAUGCGUACCUCACGGAUGCUUCAAACGGUAGCCGGUACGAUCAAUAAGGUGCUGAAAGACGUGACGUUUUUUGUGUUUUUCUUCGUCCUAACACAUCUGCUGUGGAGCCGGUUCGGACUGGGGCUUGAGUUAAGGUAUGUGCUCGGGUACGACCAGCUGGAAUCAACCACGGACGACAUCCUGAUGUCCGGCGGUGUGCUUUCGUAGUGCCCCCUUGGACAACACGAUUAAACAAAUUUACACAAAAUACCCAUAACAUUUGUAAUCCUAUAUGUGACUGCUACCACCACAGACGGUAGACCACUCGCUUAGUUCCGUUCUAAAUUGGUUCUUGGUUGUAUUUCAAAUUAGUUGUUCUUAGUAGCUGGCGAUUUUAGUUAUUACCAUUUUAAGUCCUCUAAAAACUGCUCCCAAUCCGGCUGCAGUAAACCACGCACGAAAAGCCAGUAAACUGUGGAAGACAUAUUGAACCGGGAAGUGUGGUUAACGGUAAAUAAUAAAAAAGAAAGUACUCA
Molecule: messenger RNA, 1241 nt
Organism: Anopheles bellator
Lineage: Eukaryota; Metazoa; Arthropoda; Insecta; Diptera; Culicidae
Exons: 2
Coding region: 94-933 (279 amino acids)
Source: RefSeq, a predicted model, not a curated record